AUGUCGCGCAGGGUCGACGUUGUCGUCUGCUUGGGCGGUGACGGCACGCUGCUGUGGGCGUCGUCGCUCUUCCCGCGCGCCAUGCCGCCCGUCAUCUCCUUCUCGAUGGGCUCGCUCGGCUUCCUGACCCCCUUCCCGUACGAGCAGCACGAGGCGCAGCUCCGGCAGCUCAUCCGUGGCGGCUGCCACCUGACGCCGCGCGUCCGCCUCUCGUGCCGCAUACGGCGGAAGCGCGCCACCGGCGGAGGAGGCGACGGUGGAGGAGGCGGCGGCGGGGUGGGCCGCGCGGGCUUGGGCGGGGCGGCCGAGGACGACGGCGAGGAGUGGCUCGCGCUCAACGAGGUUGUGAUCGACCGCGGCGAAGCGACCUUUCUCGGGAUGCUCGAGCUCUACGUCGACGAGAGCCACGUGACCACGGCGCAGGCCGACGCUCGCCGUGUGGAUGCACCAGGCUCCACCGCCUACUCGCUCGCGGCGGGCGGCCCCCUCGUCGCGCCGUCAAACCCUUCCAUCCUGCUGACGCCCAUCUGCCCGCACUCCCUCUCCUUCCGGCCGACCGUGCUGCCAGACUCGGUGGUUGUGCGCGUCGAGCUUCCCGAGGGAGCCGCGCGCCUCGGCUCGCGCGUCUCGACGGCGCAAGUCUCAUUCGACGGCCGCUGCCCGCAGACCCUCCACCCCGGCGAUUGCGUCGUCGUCACAACGUCGCACUGGCCGGUGCCGGGCGUGUGCGCCAUCGACCAGCACGCCGAUUGGUUCACGUCGGUGCGCGAGAAGCUGCUGUGGAACGUGCGGGAGCUUCAGGAGAUGACGGCGCCACCGCACGGCGCUGAGCGGGCCGCCGCUAAGUCGGACCGCCAUCGGACCUUCCCCUGCAUUUGA
Messenger RNA from Emiliania huxleyi CCMP1516, 879 nucleotides. RefSeq lists its product as hypothetical. The transcript is spliced from 5 exons. Gene Ontology annotation, biological process: NAD+ metabolic process; NADP+ biosynthetic process. The record is from RefSeq and is a predicted model, not a curated record. Gene Ontology annotation, molecular function: NAD+ kinase activity. Lineage: Eukaryota; Haptophyta; Isochrysidales; Noelaerhabdaceae. Bases 1 to 879 code for a protein of 292 amino acids.